Lactuca saligna is the source of this 393-nucleotide messenger RNA. NCBI's taxonomy places the organism in Eukaryota, Viridiplantae, Streptophyta, Magnoliopsida, Asterales, Asteraceae. The record is from the annotation of a GenBank genome assembly.
AUGAUGGAGAAGAUUGAGAAUUUACAGAGUCAUGAUAACAGUGAGAUUUAUGAGAAAGCAGUGAAGCUUCUUGAGACUUAUUGGUUGGAGGAAGUGGAUGAUGCUAUGCCACCUGGCGAUGCAGCUGCUCCUUCUACUGGUUUCCAUUUUGGAGGUGGUGAUUUUCCGUUCCUUCUGGUGGAUUCAACUUUAACUAAGAAGUCUACAUUAGGAAGACCAAGUUGUUCAACCCCUGACAAAGGAAACGUUUCUGUAUACAUCGAUUGCAGUCCCACAGCAGCACCACAAUACAAGGCUUCUAGUUUUGGUUCAAAUGGACGUUCUUCGAUUGUUUCUUCAUUCGAAACACCGUGUCCCCAAAACCCUUCAGGAAAGUCUAAUCUUCCAGGGUAG